This is a messenger RNA of Vicia villosa (hairy vetch), 2854 nucleotides long. RefSeq names its product APETALA2-like protein 1. Gene Ontology annotation, biological process: regulation of DNA-templated transcription. Lineage: Eukaryota; Viridiplantae; Streptophyta; Magnoliopsida; Fabales; Fabaceae. Gene Ontology annotation, molecular function: DNA-binding transcription factor activity; DNA binding. The transcript has 7 exons. The coding region runs from base 1909 to 2388 and encodes 159 amino acids. The record is from RefSeq and is a predicted model, not a curated record.
AAUUAUUUGUAAAAUAGUAUAAGUUAAUAUUUGUAUUUUCUUUCUCCUUUCAUUAAAACCUAAUCACCAUUUUUAUGCUCUUAAUUUCACCGUGUCAACUCCAAAUGUUUCAAACCCCAAUUUCACAUCCACCAUGAAUCAUUCUUCACAACCCGAAACACCUCCACCCUCUGAUUCCAUCACCUCGUCACAAUCCGAACCGCCACCAUCGUUUGAUUCCGCCGCCAAUCCAUCAUUUCCCGAACCAUCUCCAUCGUCCUAUUCCACCACGCUAUCCGAACCACAGUCACCACCUUCUUUGUUCCAUUCCUCAGAUACUCAAACCCCCGAACCAAGUGUUCGGUAAAAGUUCUGAACCGAGAUUCUUCUUCCUCUAUUUUGUGAUGAAAAUUUCGGAGUUGCUGUUAUGAAACAUUAAGUUAUCCAAGUUGAAUAGAAAAAUAUCAUUGCAUGUCUUAGCGACUGUGCCUCGUUCCGUUGGAGCUCUUUCCAGAAUACAAGUGCUUCGGUUUAAGAGUAGAAAUUGAAGUGCUAAUCAACAAAUGGGUUGAGGAUGCGAUUCUCAUUCUUCUUCAGACCAAAGUGAUGCCCAUUGUUGAUGCAAAAAGAGAAGGAGCAAUUGCAAUAUUUGGAGAAAAAUAUGGUUAAGAGUACAAGCUGAUGUGAAAGAGGAUAUAUUGAGCAUGGUGGUCGAUAGUCGGUGAUAGCUUCUCGUUCCACUCAAAUCACUAAAUGCAACCAUAAUCUACAUCUUGCAGAAAAACUAGGUACGGAUUUUGAGUCUUAAUUAUAUUAUUUUCCUGUUUGCGGUUAGAGUUAUGCUGCAAACCUUUAUAUUUCGACAAAAGACUGAUAAAUAAGACCGACGCGGUCAAAAUUGCGGUUCUGAUACUGUUAUGGAAUCUUCAAAUUUUAUUGCUGAUAAAUUAGUCUUUUUGCUCAGGAAUUUGAAACACCUUUUUGUUGAAGGAACUCUACCACUAGAGCUUCUGAACCUUGUUCACAUAAAGUCUACGUAAGCACUAGGAGAAUUGGUUAUUUGGGGGUCUGAGAGUCUAGGUGCGAGGCAUUUGGAAUUGAUUUAGCAAGCUUGUUAGGAAGUUAUUAUUUUUGGUAGGAGUUUUGAACUCCGAUUUAUUGCUUUCUACUGUUGUAGAGCUCUUGAGCUCAUCACUUUAUGUUCAAUAAUAUACUGUUGCAUCUUCAAUUUACUGAGUUCUAUCUUUCCGUGUCUGGCCUUUAAUUUGAAUUGUCGGUGCUACAAAGGAAACUUGUUUAGUCUAAUUUAAGGGCUUUGAAGGCGGUGGUGAGGAUUCAAGCACUAAUUAGGGGUAGGCAAGUGAGUAAGCAAGCUUGCAUGCAUUGGUUCGUGUUCAGGCUCGAGUGAGAGCUCGGCGGGUGAGGAUGUCUAUGGAGGGACAAACUGUGCAGAAUAUGCUUAAUGAGCAGUGUACAAACCUUGAACUUUUGAAGGAUGCUGAGGUUUGUAUCAUGAAUUGACAAUGGGAAGUUUUCAUGUUUUUUAGCUUUGGUGCUGUUUAAGGAGUAUGUUUUGUGUAUGGCAGGAAGGGUGGUGUGAUAGUAUUUGAGAUUUUUAGCAGCAAUACAGGCCAACCUCAAGCUCUAAUUCACAAACAACCGUCUCGUUUUCCUUUCUCAAGAAUCCUGAGAUGAAAAAAUAAUGGAGGAUGGAGUUGGUUGGAAAGAUGGAUGGCAUCCAAGCCUUGGGAGACAAGAUUGAUGGAACAAUCAUACACCUUAAACCCCUUUUCAGUAUUAUUCUUUGGAUAUCACUUACUUUAAGUCUAGUCUUGAUUCACACCUUUAAGAGAAACAUGUCAAAGAUAGUAGUAUCAUGCAUGUUUCUGAGAAACAAUUGGCAAAGGUGUUUUGGUUAUAGAGGUUGCAAUGCUUUCCUGCAGGUAUAUAUAUCUUGGGUUAUUCGACAGCGAAGUAGAAGCUGCAAGGGCUUAUGACAAAGCAGCUAUCCAAAGCAAUGGAAUGGAAGCAGUGACUAAUUUUGAGCCCAGCACAUACGAAGGAGAGAUGAAAUCUGCAGCCAUAAAUGAUGGCAGCAGUCCAAAUCUUGAUCUCAAUUUGGGCAUAGCCAAACCAGCACCGGGUCCCAAAGAAAAUUGGGGGAAACUUCACUUCCCCUCUGUCUCUUACACAAGUUCAAGGAUGGAAACGAAUGUUUCAGGAAUCAGUAAUUCAUCUUUAAAAAGGCUAUUAGUAACUGAAGAGCAUCGUUCUUUUCGGAAUGACAUGUAUCCCGGUUUCUUUCCCAAUGAGGUACAUAUUAGAAAGGAUAACUCAGCAGUCUCUUCUCAUAGAUAUUGGAGUCAAUCAACACAAGAGCCAGUCUCCUUGUUGGACCAAAGAGAUUAAUCCGUUGUGUAUUAAUUAACACUGAAUAUAUUGCAGGCUCUGAGUGAGAAAGGCUAUGAACUUGUUUCUGGUGGGACUGAAAAUCAUCUAGUUUUGGUGAAUAUGAAGAAAAAGGUAACCCGAUAACUACUUUGACUUUGCUUGAGAAGAUGAAGUCGGUGUACACGAAUGUAGAAGGUCUUCCUCCGGAUUGAAUUGUGGAAAACAAUUGCUUCUCCAGGGCGUGGUAUUUUGGCCAUGGAUGAAUCCAAUAGUACAUGUGGAAAGCGGUUAGAUUCAAUUGGACUAGAGAACAACCGAAGCUAACCGUCAAGCAUGGCGUAAAAUUAUAUAUGAAGAAAGUGUUAUGACUUGGUUAAAAUAUAAUUUUUAUGUGUAUGAUUUUAUAGUACUUGAAAUAUUAUGAAUGCACAUGAUUUUGUAUACUUUUGGUUAAUAUUAAAAAUAUUUUGACUUAGUUAAAAUA